GACUUGGCGGCGCGGGUUGGUCAGUGUGCCACAACCAUGGGACGGGAGAGGAGUUACUACACAGUUGGCUUGUGCCUCGCAGUACUCGCUAUCGUCACAACAGGUGGCGAGGCUGCAGGAUACUAUGGGGUGCGGAUGGGCAGUCUGGUACCCCUACAGCAUCAGGUGAAAGGGGAAAUAUAUGCUGUUGACUCUCGCACCAUCCACAUCAGAGGAUUUUCCUACGACGGUUCUGCUCCAGAUGCCUUCUUCUACGGUGGUACGAGCGGCCGCCCCAGUGACAGAGGCUUCAUCAUCCCGGACGAGAACGGCGGGACUGAUCCACUGGGCCGCUACAGCAAUCAGGACGUCACCCUCACUCUGCCGGAGGGAAAAACACUGAAGGAUCUCAAAUGGCUCUCUGUGUGGUGCCGCGCCUUCGCUAUCGACUUCGGGCACGUGAUGGUGAACAGCAACCUGAACUACCCUCGGCCACAGAAGAUCGACGCACUACCCUCCCUGGAACACGGUGUCUCCUCCGACAGGAUCGUGGUGGUGGACGCCCAGACCUUCCUCAUCCCCAACUUCAGUUAUGAUGGCACUGCCCCAGAUGGUCACUUCUGGGUUGGCAAAGGUUCGACCCCUGGUCCCUCAGGCCAGGUGGUCCCUGACGAGAAUGGGUCUGAAGAGCCCCUGAAGCUGUACUCCGGCAAGACGAUUGUCAUUACCCUACCUGGCGACUUGACUGUCUUUGACAUCGACUUUUUGGGUGUGUGGUGCCGCGCCUUCUUGGCAGACUUCGGUCAUGUCCGCAUCCCGAGAAAUCUCAAUGUGCCGCCCUCCCUCAAGAUGUUGGGCGUCGCCCCUCAGACAAAGCUCAACUGCGAGGUGCUAUGGGACGACCUGGCCCUGGAGGUGCGUUGGGCUGUAGCUGGAGAGAGCAUUGUGAUGCAGCUGGUGGGCCGGAUCACUGACGGGCAGUACAUGGCAUUCGGCACAUCGGGAGAGCUGACGAGGUCGGUGAUGAUAGGUGGUGACGUGGUUGUGGCUUGGCUUGACCAGCUGACAGGACGAGGUGUGGCUGAGGACUACUACAUGUCGGCCAAGGCACAGUGUCAGGGUGGCCAAGGGGCGUGUCCUGACAACAAAAUCACCGGCAGCAGUAACAAUGUGCGCCUGCUGAACGCUGCCCUCAUCAACGACUUCACUAUGUUGACCUUCCAGCGCCCUCUCCGCUCUGUCGACUUCUCAGACGCCCCCAUCCUCACUAACGGGUCACAAGCGGUCAUCUGGGCUGUGGGGCCUGUCAACUCCCAAGGCGACACCUCCUACCACACCCUCCGCCUCAGAGGCGACAUGUUUGUUGACUUCGGGCGAACUCCACAGUGGAAUUGUCCCUUGCCUGAGGACCAGAACAGCCAGAGCAAGACUUCUACCUCCAGGGGCCCCACCAACCCUGCCCCCGCCCGCCCUGCUGCCAACCCUUGGUUCAUCCCCCCCAUUCCCUGUUAUGAGCCGGAAGACGGUGUCCUCUACGCUCAGAUUGGCCCCACUGGAGGAGACAACGGCUAUAACGCUAUCACUGGUCACGUCGGAUGGGGCAUCUCCUGGUACAUCAACGGGCUCCUCAUCCCAGAGAUAAACGUGGUGCGGGGCAAGACCUACACUUUUGUGGUGGAGGGCGGCUUCGACCCUGAGCGUCCCUCCCGCUAUCACCCUUUCUACAUCACCGACGACCCCGAGGGAGGCUACGAGUUCAAGACCCCGGCAGAGCAAUCUCGUGUUAGGGUGUUUGCGGGGGUGGGGCAGGACCGGGACGGUAGCCCUGUACCCACAGCCUACGGCCGCCUUUGUGAAUGGAACGAAGACCCCAACCAACCCGCCAAUGCCUUCAGUUCCUUCGGUGCCUACCAAAGAACCUUACAGCUCGACUGCCAAGAGGGACAACCAGGCAUACUACAGUGGACUCCAGAUGCGGCUACGCCAGACACUGUCUACUACCAGUGUUACACUCACCGUUUCCUUGGCUGGAAGAUCCAUGUUGUGGACAGGUGCGACUCAGAGCAGCUGACAGCGGCAGGGUCUGUGAAGGACUCUUCUGUAGUGCUGCCCGGGGCCUCAGACUACGACUUCUAUGACUAUUACUAUGACGAGCGAGACGCUGGGGCUGCCCCACACCCAGGGUUUCACCGCCCGCCCAUCGGCCACACCUCCAACAGGAUUCCUGGAGGAGGUGUUGUCAAGCCUCCACGACCAACUGUGACGAGACAGCCUAGACCUCAACCCAAGCCAGCAGACGAAAUACUUCCUGGAGAUUUCUCAUUUCCAAAUUUUCCCAAAGAGUUCCAAGCCGGAUUUGAUAGCUUCCCUUUUGACCUGGGUCCUGAAGACAUAGGUCCGGUAGGUCAGGAGGCACUCCCGCCGCCGCUGCUCCAAGGAGUUAGCUACUCCCCACAAAAUAUACCUCUGGGAGCACCAGGAUUUACAUUCCCCAAGCUGCCUAAUCUGAAAAACCCAGCAAGUGUAGUUAAUGCCACAGCAUUUGCUAACCUUGGGAAUGUCAACUUGAGAGGUGUGCCAAGAGAUGUCCCUAAAGAGUUCUUUGGACCACAGCAGGGUGACUUGGAGUUUCCAAAACUUAGCCAAGACGACAUGAACUUCCCACUGGACCUACUUCGUGAGAAAUUCCCGUCCUCCCCGGGACCAACUCGACCAGCAACGCGUCCUACAUUUUCCUCCAUCCCCUCAAAACCGCUAUUCACUCCUCCUCCUAAGUUUAACUUUCCUCCAGAACUCACAAGGUCUUCCAGGCCACCAACCUCCUCAAAUGCCACCUCCCAGUUCUUUGCUGGCUCAGCCACACCACCAAGGACCUCGACCACCAUUGUCUCUGAAAAAGCGCCAUUAAACCCAAAAGAAGACGUCCGGGACACAUUUCCGGCACAGCCAUCGAUGUUCACGAAGACUGUUGCUUCCUAUCAGCCACCACCAACACGAUCCUCAACACCUGCUAGACAUCCCCUACACAAUCCACCAACUACACCUUCAAGAAAGCAGACAUCAUACAGACCAACACCUACCAGUCAACCGACAUCAUACAGACGAACACCUACCAGUGAACUGACAUCAUACAGACCAACACCCACCAGUCAACCGACAUCAUACAGACGAACACCUACCAGUGAACUGACAUCAUACAGACCAACAUCCUCUGAGAUAUCAAAAUCAUAUAGGCCAACAACCACUGAUCAGGCAGCAUCGUACAGACCAACACCCACUGGUCAGCAGACAUCAUACAAACCGACACCUACCAGGCAGCCAAUAUCGGCAAACCCAACAUCUCCUUUCAAACAGUCAUCAUUUACUCGACUGCAGACGCCCAUUACUCCAAUUGUUCCCUCCCGGCAUGUCGGAACCUCCAGGCCUCUGGUGCAAACGUCGCACCAACAAUCUCGCCAUGAGCCAGAGGUUAUAACAGCAUCUUCACUGCCUCGACUUCCCGGUCAAGCAUCGCCUGUCUACCAACUGUCCUCCCUCAGCAGACAACAUCCCAUCAGAAGGGGCCUAGUCACUACCUCAGCACCUGCACGCACGACACUGUCACCUAUUACUACCUUGAGUGAGAGUUUUGCUCAGAACUUUGGUUUCGACCCGGAAUCUGUUGUUUAUGAGUCUGACUUCCGUCCCAUUAAGAGGAACCCUGCUGGUCCUGUGCUGGCUUUUGAAGUGUCAACGUCCGAUAUCAUGCCCAUCCGUGCACCGCGCCCACCCUACCCCCCUCGGCUGUCGUUCCCACAACGACCUGCUGGCCCACGUACCGCUGGCCCCGUAAGGUUUUCCCACAGACGCAUCAGAUUUGAUGACACAGACGAAUCGCAUGACAAAGACUCUAGAAAUAUCCCUGAAGAAUAUAUUUUCAACAUCCCAAACCCUGUCUUCCAUGACUCCGUGACCUUUAGCGAGAGCCUUGACCCUCCCCCUAUACCCUUGCCAGUACCAAUGGAGCACGUAAUGCUGCGCCUGGGAGGAGCUGCAUCUAACCGUCCUCUGCGCCCUAACACACCUAAACCCCGACCAUUUAACAGAAAAACUAAUAGCUCACAGAGACGAAAUGGUUCAAGAAGACCUAAUGGGCCGGUGAGGUCGUCGGGGAGUGUGAAUCGAAUGGGAUGGCCCAAACAAAGGCCAUGGGUCCAUAAGCCGUCCUUACGCCGCGUGGCAGCCACGGUUCCACUCCCUGACGACCAUGCCAUCCCUUUCCCACAACUUGUUGGACCUGAAGUUCUCAAACCAGUACUGGUCAACUCCCCUCUAGAACACGACGAUGAGGACAUGGUGGUAGCUGCCUCAGCCCAGGUGUUUACAUCGGACGGUCGGCCUCUGUCCCCCGACAGCCUGCCAACGCCACCUCGGCUUCCAACCGACAAUCGACGUUCUGCAGCUUCCAUUACCAACCGUCCCAAAACUGGGCCUUUCCGCGGGGAUCACCCACCCCCUGUGCCAGCAAAUGUACCUCAUCUGGCACAGUUCUCCCGCCAGCAACGUCCCUUAGACCGCCGCCCCACAACUCCUGUGCCUCCUCCACAAGGUAAUCAAACCCCUGGAAUUAUCGCCUCGGGGAGCGCCAUUCGGCCAGUAGUGUUACACAGUCAAGAUGAUCCUCCGGUCCCCGCAGCCCUCCUGACUCACCAGGAACUGUCUGCUGAUGUCGGACAUAAUGCAGUCGUGUCCAUCAGUAAUUAUCCAGCAACAGCUGAAGCUUAUGCCCCGUCACGACCUCCCACAACAUCUCGCCCCGACACUGCAGCUUCUUCAGCAGCAACCAACCAGACACACUUAACCAUCCUAAAGGAUGUGUGGGCUAUCCUGACCCGUGAUGAUCCAGGCCUGAGGCCAGAACACCCUCGGGACGACGCUCACCCUGACCACGACCAUGACCACCUGGAUCGCCAGGAGCGAAGGAGACGUGAUGCUAGUGAAAAACCAUAUCCUUCAACUAACAGUGACCAGCAUGACCCCAUGUCAGCAUCCAGUGUCAGCACCAUCUCUUCUCUUAUCCUCGUUUCCUGUACUGGUGCUCUUAUAUUAAUGGCGCUAGCAAGGUAGAAAAACGUCCUCCUGAGUUCAGUAAACUGAACAUUUCAAGGCGAUAUUUGACUCUUAUACUGAAAGUUGAUCAUGAACGAUUGGAUACUUUCAGGAAUGAUAAGUGCUAGAAUUUGUUCCUUCACUUUAGCCUACAUGGUUAACUGUGACAUUACAAAGCAGUAGUCUUCUAACCCUCCGACAUAAGUACUGGUGUCACUAGUGCUGUAACAGACACUGGGAGGACCAGUAGUCGUCCUUCAUUACUAAAAACAGGAUUCUUUUGAGUGAUAUGUUCCCUAGGUUUAUAUAAUCAGGGCUUUAUAGAAGAAUAAAACUGUUUAGUGCAAUAUAUAAACCGGUAGUGGCAGGUCUAUACUUAUUAAGAAAAUAAGAGACUGUAAAUAGUGCAAUUUAUUAAUUUCGAGCGACCUAAGUUGAUUGUUACUGCUUUCUAAACACUUUUGUAUUGUUAGUUUUUUUAUGUUGAAUAUUUCAUUAGCUCUAAAACAUAUGCUUGUUCGAUUUUUUUGCAAGUUGUUUUAUUUAAUUUGGAAUUUUGUGAAUCGUGAGGAAAGACAUUUACUUCCUGCGAGUCUCCAGAGUGGUCACUAGAGUCCACACCUGUAGGAAUGUGUCCAUAUAAUACUCAUCUACACCUGCCUCCACACCCGUCUUACAACUUCCCUCGCCCGUCUACAUUUACAAACUUGUAAGGUUUAUGGGGAACUUGCAAUAGAGUAAAGUUUAAUGGUAGCUUGAAACGGACAGGGCGUGGUGGAUGCGACACACACACACACACAUAUCAUCAUGUCUUGUCAUCCCAAAUACAUGACUCACAGUUCCUCCAUCACUUUAAUAUUUUUGUUUUAGUGUAAGUUCCCCAAAAGACUCGUCAAACAGAACGCCCCCCCCCCCUCCCAUGUCUCUUAAUGCCCAAAAGGUAGUCAAAACCCCUCUUUUAUUUGGUGGACGAUAGGACACUUGGUGGGCAUUGUACAAUUUUUCCCAACUACUCAAGUCAUCAUCCACCCAGGAUUUAUAGAUUCCAACGGCUCAGAGCUACACAGUAAUCCUACUCCUGUUCCGUGUAAUGUUGACGUACGUGUGUGUGUGUUCUUGUGUAUGUUCCUGUGUGUGCAUGUUUAUGCAAGUUCGUGAUUGCAUGUGUAUGCAAGUUCGUGUGUGUGUGUGUGUGUGUGCGCGUAUGUUUGUGUUCAUGUGUAUGCAUGUUUGUGUGUUUGGUGAUAUGUAAAUAAGUAAUUUGCAUCCUAAGUAAUGCCACUUAGAUGCCCUGAGUAAUACGACUCAGGGAGCGUCACCAUCGCCUUGGCUGCCCUGAGUAAUGCAACACGGAGCGUCACCAUCACCUGGGCUGCCCUGAGUAAUGCAACACGGAGCGUCACCAUCAUCUGGGCUGCCCUGAGUAAUGCAACACGGAGCAUCACCAUCACCAGGGCUGCCCUGAGUAAUGCAACACGGAGCGUCACCAUCACCUGGGCUGCCCUGAGUAAUGCGACACAGGGAGCGUCACCAUCACCUGGGCUGCCCUGAGUAAUGCAACACGGAGCAUCACCAUCACCAGGGCUGCCCUGAGUAAUGCAACACGGAGCGUCACCAUCACCUGGGCUGCCCUGAGUAAUGCAACACGGAGCGUCACCAUCACCUGGGCUGCCCUGAGUAAUGCGACACAGGGAGCGUCACCAUCACCUGGGCUGCCCUGAGUAACGCGACACAUGGACCGUCACCAACACGGCAGUACACGAGACUGUGUAUAAUAAAUCCUGUAAAUGUUU
Messenger RNA from Homarus americanus (American lobster), 6860 nucleotides. RefSeq lists its product as uncharacterized. The record is from RefSeq and is a predicted model, not a curated record. Lineage: Eukaryota; Metazoa; Arthropoda; Malacostraca; Decapoda; Nephropidae. The transcript is spliced from 14 exons. The coding region runs from base 37 to 5085 and encodes 1682 amino acids.